AUUGCAGUGAAAUCCUUAGUAUUUUGGACCCCAAAUUAGAAAAUGAAGCAAAAAUAACAAAGAUAAGAAUGGAACCUUACUUAAAAGAAAGUCACCCGAACCCCACGGUUCAAAAUCAGGAUGUAAAUAAAGCAGAAUCGGUUGAAAACUUUCAGAAAUUCAUUUAUGAUUUGUUCGAUAAAAAUGGUAUUCUCAACGAUUUGAGGGCUUAUUUACGCGGGCACAUUGUUGAUGUGUUAAAAAGUGCGCAAACUGGAGAACCUCCAUCAUGUCAAAAACAUUUUAAGCAGCGUCUGGACUGUACAUUCCAGGCUUUGAAUAUGCUUGUUGCGGAGUAUUUGCUGUGUUUGGAGUUCAACUACAGCCUCUCAGUGUUUGUGUCAGAGAUACCUCUAGCCAACAUGGUGUUUGGUCUGGCCAAGUCCCUCAUGGGACUAGGGGCAGACGGUGAAGCCUCUAAGCUUAGAUUUGGUGAUACUGAUGUUUGGUCCAUAUUGAACUAUUUAGGUGUAAAAUGUGAUUCUGAACAUGCUAAAGCCAUUGUAGAUAUGUAUAAAGCAGAGGAAAAGUCUCCGCUGUUACUCUGCAUCUUAAAGUGUGCACAGCUGUGUGAUAUGGAACCAAAUGAUAAUGUAUCACAAGACAGUGUCUCCUCCAGCUCGAAGAGUUCCUUGGACAAGCGCUCGACCGGCUCGCGUUGUAAACACGACGCGUUCUGUAAAGCUUGUCGCGGGAAGUACAGGCGACUGAAGGAGAGGUAUAAGAGGAAAAAGGCGCGGUAUAUAGAGAAGGCACACGCAAAUGCAAAAGCACUGAAUGUGGAGAAUAUCAUGAAGAAUAUCGGUGAUUUGGAGCAAAAACUCGUUGACGAGAUGUUCGACCAAUUGAAGACCGUGUACGAGUCAGAAAUAGACAUGUUUAAAGCGGAGCACGAAGGGAAAAUCAAAAACUCUCUCGCCAGCCACGCGGAGCACUUCCAACGGAUGCAAAAAGAGUUGGAAGAAUCGUACAAAGCUCGCGAAGAAGCCCUAAAGGCGAGCAUAGACGACAAGAAGCGAUUCCUGUGGGGCCUCGCGCAAGCCUUGCGGACGCAGCACGCGCAAAUGACUAGAGCCAUGCAGGCUGUCAAGAAACAGACCGCGGAAAUUGCUCAACAGGAACAGAACCUGAAACUUCAGCGAACUGAAGCCGAAGAAUCUCUAAAGAAGCGCGCAGAGGAAAUGAGACAGCAAAUAGCGGACGAACUCCUCAUCCUAGAACGACACUUAGACUCCUACAAGAUAGAGCGAGAAAGCAUCAAUAGAGAGAGAAACUGCGAAACUAAAGUUAACAGCGAAGUUAGGAAUUAUUUAAAAAAACAUUACCAUCUAUGGAAAGAUGAAUUGGAAGUGUUAAAGGUUUAUAUGGAAAAUGCUACGAAUCAGCCUAAAAGUGUCAUAGAAAGGGGUACGGCGACUGAGGAUGGGUUUAAAGGGAUGAACAAUGAGGUAGAGAGGGACAGAGGGAUGGUUAGAGAGGGAAGGCCUAAUCAGGUUGUGAAUGAUUUGAAGAAACAGAAGAAUGUUAAUUUUAAUCAGGGCAAGUCGGAAGGAGAGUCUCCAGGCAGCCACAGCUCUUCCAGUUCGGAGGACGUACAUCUUCGCCGAAGUGAGAGGCAGCCGACAACAAUUAGGCUGGCAUCACCCCAGCGUGCACCCGUUUCUCUACUCGAGCAGAGCAUACGAGAGACGGAAUGUGGUUGGCGGAAAGGAGCGGGCGAAGAGCGCACUUUACUCCCUAGUGCGAGAAUAUUGGUGCCCGGAGACUCCAUACCAUUCGUCGGCGUCGUCGGUCGGAGGAGCGAUAGUCGGAGACACCUGCUGAACCGCUGGCGCAUGCUGCGGCGCCGCGUGUCGCCGCUGAGCGCUGCGCUCGUGCCGCCCGCCACCUCAGACUCCUCCGCGAAAACCGCCGUAAUUCGUGUACACAGGACAGAGGUGUCUAACGAACCUGCUCGUGACACGGACGACCCUCGCCAGGAGAAUACCUCAACACCAACUAGAGAUGUGAUCGAGCCUAGAACUAAGGUCGCGGAGACGGAGUCGCCCAAAAUGGGGGAAAGAAGUCCUCGAUCCGUCUUGAAAGAAGCCAAAGAGAAAUUGAAGACCGUGACUAGAGCGUCGGCCUCGCGAGAGAAGAGUCCAAGCGCGGUGCUUCGCGAAGCCAAGCGGAGACUCCGCAAGCUGGAAAUAGAAGCGGAAGCCGUCGAGCGCUCCUACAUGGACUACCGUCGGCGCCGGGACAAGUCUCCUCUACUGGACGACUUAACACCGUGCAUACCAACAACGCCUAGCAUAAUGCCGACGCAUCACAAAGAGGCACCCGAGCACUCAAAAACACAACCACAUUCCACAGAUUCCGUGCACUUAGACUUAGAGAAAUACCUCAAAAAGUACCACAUUAAUCUUGACCUCGGACAAGACCACUUUAAAAACAAAAACACUGCCACUAGACUUAAAAACCCAGUGCCAGAAGCUUAUUCUGAAAUGGACAGGAAUAUCAAACCCAUCCCAAAACAAGACUACUUAGAAAAACCUAUUACAGAGUUUAGAAAAUUAUACUACACUAACCCAGAACGGGCAUGCAAUAUAUCUCAGGAUAGUAUGAAGUCCUUACGUAGAAGCAGAGAAAAUAGUCCAAAAACUCGAAAAGGAAAAUCUUCUGAUAUAGAAGACAAUACAAGAAAGGAAAUAGAAAUGCUUAAGCAAAGUAUAAUCAGAAACGAUUUGCAAGAACCGAUUAAUACUGCUGAAACGUCGAAGGAGGAAAACAUGGCCGAUAAUCUGUUGUUAGUUGAAGUAGAAAAUGUGACCGAGGUUAAAGAGUUGAAUGUCGAAGACCAAACGGACAUGGUUGUACUUGUCGAAAGCUUGGUAGAUUGCAAAGAAGCAAUAGUAGCGGAGCCAGAUGACAAGGCAGAUGUGUCUAAAAUGACUUUAGUAGUCAGUCCAAGGCAUAUUGAGGAAAAUAAUAUUACUAUAGAAAGACUAGGGACAACGCUUGCGGGGAUUAGAACUGCAGUACGAGACAACGUUAUUACAUCAAGUGAUUUUACUUUAUCGGUUCGGGAAGAAAUUCUAACAACAAAAGAAUACUAUGCAGCGAGUGGCGAGAAUUAUGCUCCGGAGAAUAUACAAACAGAAUUACGCCGGGAACCGGACUCUGAACUACAAAUUCCAGCGCAAAGUUCGGGGAUCGAAACAUUCGAAACUGUAGAAAUUGUGGAGGACUAUCCUGAUGAUUUUUCGGAUGACGUGGACAACUAUAAGUCCGAUGUUAAUUCCCCCAUAUCUCUUCCUAAAACUUCUGAAGAUGAAAACUUUUGGGACUAGUGUUAUCUAUAAAAUUAAACAAAACAUAACUAUAGUCAUAAUUUAUUAUAUAAUAAAACAUACAUAUUAUUUUA
Molecule: messenger RNA, 3445 nt
Organism: Leguminivora glycinivorella
Lineage: Eukaryota; Metazoa; Arthropoda; Insecta; Lepidoptera; Tortricidae
Exons: 17
Coding region: 69-3371 (1100 amino acids)
Molecular function (GO): protein binding
Source: RefSeq, a predicted model, not a curated record